Molecule: messenger RNA, 489 nt
Organism: Blastomyces gilchristii SLH14081
Lineage: Eukaryota; Fungi; Ascomycota; Eurotiomycetes; Onygenales; Ajellomycetaceae
Exons: 3
Coding region: 1-489 (162 amino acids)
Cellular component (GO): nucleosome
Molecular function (GO): protein heterodimerization activity; structural constituent of chromatin; DNA binding
Source: RefSeq, a predicted model, not a curated record
AUGGCCCGUGAAAAGCGAGUACCACGCCAGGCCAUAAUGGCCAACACAGCCCCAGCACGCAGGGCUGCAUACAUGCAGUGUGUGCUGGACUGGGAGGCUGCAUGGGUUGCAAACCAGCGCCAGCAUCCCAGGGAGAGCUGUGCGGCGUGGGAAAGCCGCAACCCUCAGCCACAUGCACAGAGGGUGGAUCAUUGCAAGUCUCUCUGUGAGAUUCAUUUUUACCAGAAGUCAGAGAAUCUUAUAUUUCUCAAGACCAUCUUCACCUGCCUUGUUCAUGAAAUUGAUGAGAGAAAUCAUCAAUUUCAGUGUUCUGCUCUUGAUGUCAUUCAAGUGGCAGCAGAGUUCAUCCUGGCCACACUUUUUAAGUAUGAUGUUAAGACAAUGACUCAUCACAGCUGUGUUACUCUCACUGUGAGAGAUACACAGUUAGUGAUGAACAUUGUGAAGACUCUGAGAAGUGAGUAUUUUAGAGAUACUGCAGCUCUGUGA